Nerophis lumbriciformis (worm pipefish) is the source of this 2004-nucleotide messenger RNA. The record is from RefSeq and is a predicted model, not a curated record. NCBI's taxonomy places the organism in Eukaryota, Metazoa, Chordata, Actinopteri, Syngnathiformes, Syngnathidae.
AUGUUUUCUGCGGAUCAAACUUGUUGGUUCAUAAGAAAGGUGAUUUGCUGGAGGGCUGCAGCCAGCAUAGCCUGGGCAGUGUUGUUGUUGCCGCCCACCACAGCAGUUUUUGUCAUCCUGGGCAGAUUUAGUCUUCUCCAUCCAGUCCAAUCGCUUUCAGAAUGUUUGUCCUUCAUGACAAGUGCCAGCGGCAUUUUCUCAUGUGUCCUGCUUUGUGCCAUCACCGCAAUGGUUGGUUUCCUGAUCUUUGAACAUUAUACGGUCAUCCCCACGGUCGCCUGUUCCAAAAUUGCCCUGUUGGGACAGCUGUUGCACCCACGCCACGUGGCCAACUCUCUACUCCACUGUGUCAUGGGUAUUAUUGUGGGGUGGUGCACAGCAGUCACCAUUGGAGGACGCUACGAGAUGCUCGGCUACCCGUGCAGCUCAAGCGACAAUUCCCCUCAGGUGUGUCUGAAUGAGUAUCACCUCAUACUUCUGCUGGCGGGUGCUUUCGUGGGAUUCUCCCACACCCUGUUUGGCGUUGUUCAAAACAUGAAUUAUGUGCCAUUUCACAUGGUGCAGCAACACAAGUACCUUCGCUUUAAGGGAUCCUUGGCACUGGUGAUGAAGUGCAGUGCUGUCCAAGCACUUUAUUCUGUCAGGAAGUACCUCCUUGUCUAUUUCUUUUUGGGAUACAUCCCGAGAGAGUGGAUCUGUAAGAUGUUUAACCUUAAUUUAAACAGUUCCGCCAGCCGUCUUGAUACCAUUCGCGGUCUGCUUGACUUAUCCCUGAUCUACCACCUGUGGAUCAGCGCCACCUUUCUGCUUUUCACCUGGUACAUUGCCCUGCUCCUCUUCAGGAUAUUUAUCACAGAGGGUUACAGUUUCCCAGUACAGUCAUCUUUUACCAAGGACGUGCACCAGUGUCUUCCAAGAGUUCUUUCUGACCCCCAGCCAACAAUUUUAAAGUUCCUCGCUCUACAAGACUUGGCUCUGCUUUCUCAGCACUCACCAUUGCGACGCGGCGAGGUCUUCAGCCUGAGUCAGCCAGGUGGCCACCCACACAAUUGGAACGCCAUCAGUAAAGAGUGCCAGUCACUUCUGGCUGAUCUGACCCAGAGACUGGUGGCGUACCACGACAGUGUGGCCACAAACGGCAGACCUAAGACGUUUUCGUCAGGAAGCGAACAGAAGUCCUCGUCCAGUUCGUCCUCAGUGACUUCUGGCUCAGAGGAUAUAAUGAGUCCAAAGGCCACUAUCUUCUCAAAGAAGACGCCAAGGUCCAUUUUUGCCAGCAGCGCGCAGAGCCCCCUGACGGCACCUUUUUCUCCACCCUACCUGGACAGCCCUUUCGCCUCGCCCAGGAUGCGGCACCUCACCGCAGCCGUGGACCAGGGCUCUCCGUGGCACGGCUCCGUGCAGAGCCCUCACGUCAUGAGGAGGGCACCCAAGCUGUGGUCCACCUCCACAGAAUCCCAGUCUAAUGGCAGCCCACUGCGGUCCCCUGCAACACUUCCCAGUCCUAAAGAACCCUCCCAACCCAGUCUGUCAGCAAAGUUUCUCCAUAACAGAAAAGAACAGGUUAAAAGUUUCCUGUCUAAGCGUGUGCUGAUAGCGUAUUUGUUCAAUAAGCUCCCAGAAGCCUCCAGUGAAGCACUCUUUGCUGACAGCCAGGCUCAUAUUUGGGCAUUGGAGGGACUGUCCUACCUGGUUCAAGCCUCCUUCUCAGAGGAUCACUUUGGAGUGGUGCAGACGACAUUAGCCAGCAUUCUUAAAUGUAUGCUGCAACUGCAAGAGGCAGUGGACCGACACUUUAAGCUGCCUCACGCCUCCACCAAACCCGUCAAGACGACAGGCGGCAUGGCUGACCCGGCCUACAAGACGCUACGCUUUGCUCUUAGGGCAGCACUCAAGACUGCUAUCUACCGAAUCACCACUACCUUUGGAGAUCACCUGAAUGCUGUUCACAUGUCCGCAGAGCACCGCAAGAGGCUGCAGCACUUCCUGCACUACAAGGAAUAA